Messenger RNA from Drosophila ficusphila, 586 nucleotides. RefSeq names its product ubiquitin domain-containing protein DSK2. Lineage: Eukaryota; Metazoa; Arthropoda; Insecta; Diptera; Drosophilidae. Gene Ontology annotation, molecular function: protein binding. The transcript has 2 exons. Bases 83 to 475 code for a protein of 130 amino acids. The record is from RefSeq and is a predicted model, not a curated record. Gene Ontology annotation, biological process: post-translational protein targeting to endoplasmic reticulum membrane.
CCAGGUGGCAACGUUAAAGUCAGAUUGUUUAUAUUGCUUGUGGUCGAAUUCCCUAUUUUGUAUUACAUUUUUGCUUUUUGCCAUGCAGAUCACAAUCAAAGUACUGAAAGGCCAGGACUGCACGCUGGAUGUCAUGCCGACAUCCACGAUUCUGGAAGUGAAACAACAGAUCGAAAAGCAACUCCAUAUAUCGGCGGCUAAUCAGAAGUUAUUGCUGCUGGGUCGUCCCCUGAAUAAUGAGCAAACCAUUUCAUCCUAUCCGAACAUCAAAGACGGCUCCAAACUUAACCUUGUGGUCAUGAAACCCUGCCUGAGGGACAGCAUUUUGCGGGGCUUUCGGAAGCACUAUCCGGAAAACCAGGCUGAACGUCUCACUAAUGAGUUUAUGGCUGAUUUUGAGAGGAAAAUUAACGAACAGAGCCUGGAUGAUUUGGAAAGAUUGGCGGACAGUAUAAUGAGCAGAGCAGGCACAUAGCCUGACUAAAAACCCACCCUUUAUAUGACUAAAAUCGAUCCCUCAACAUGUUGUUUUUAUUUCCCCCCAAAAAAACGAGGUAGUAAAAAUUAAGGCUUGACUGAAAAAGUA